This is a messenger RNA of Acanthoscelides obtectus, 1457 nucleotides long. Lineage: Eukaryota; Metazoa; Arthropoda; Insecta; Coleoptera; Chrysomelidae. The record is from the annotation of a GenBank genome assembly.
AAGAGACCUACACUGGUCAGAUGUUCGCUUCGACGUCACAAAGAAAUGAUGAUGGUUUGCGGGCGUCUUACAAUAUCUCGUUACUUAUAGCAAAAUCCGGAAAACCGCAUACUAUCGGAGAGAAGUUAAUUUUUCCAGCCGUUGAGGAGGUUUUAAAAACUGUUUUACACAAACCUGCAUCUGAUAUCAUUAAAAGAAUUCCCUUAAGCAACAAUACUGUUGAAAGACGUAUUGAUGAAAUGAGUUCUGAUAUUGAAAGCUUCUUAUGUAAUUAUUUGCAAACGACCCAUUUCUCUAUUCAACUGGACGAGUCAACUUUACCGGAUAAUCCAGCAUUAUUAUUGGCAUAUGUUCGUUUUAUUAUGAAUCAACAAAACUACGAAGAACUGCUCUUCGCAAGAACUUUGAUAACCGACACUAAAGGUGAAUCAAUAUUUCAUGUUUUGAAGGAUUACUUCAUUGAAAAAGCAAUUCCUCUAUCAAAUAUAAUAUCAGUAGCUACAGAUGGAGCACCUGCCAUGGUUGGACGUUAUCGUGGAUUUAUAAGCUAUUUAAAACAAAAUGUGUCAGGGGUGUUAGCAAUACAUUACGUCAUCCAUCGACAACAUUUAGUUGCUAAAAAUUUGAGUGUUAGAAUGCAUGAAUCACUUCAUUUAGUCAUUGAUGCAGUAAACCGAAUCCGAAGCAACGCGUUGAAUACGCGUUGUGUGAAGAAAAAACACUUUCAUCAAUUACUCCUUCACACUGAAGUACGCUGGCUGUCGAAAGGCUUAUGUUUGACAAAAUUUUUUGCACUUUUUGAGACUAUUUUAGAAUUUCUGGAUUCUAAAGAUAAAAUUUUAAAAGAAAAUUUAAUGAAGAGGAAAACAGACAUCGCCUAUUUAACAGAUUUGUUUACAAAAUUUAAUAUGCGUUUCUUGCCAGAGUUAAUAAUGAAGCAAAAUAUUGGACGGGGCGAAUUUUCUCAGUUCCCCAAUUUGUCACAGACAAGCUGCCAGGAAGACGACGUUUCAACUUACGUUCAACAUUUAAAUGCCCUCUAUUCAGAUUUUGAAUCUAGGUUUGAGGAUAUUUUGACUAUGGUAAUACCAGCGUGGAUAAUUAAUCCAUAUGGUGACAUAGAAGAAACGAAUGUCAUAAUACAAGAGGAACUGACUGAACUAAGUACAAACGAAGAUCUUAAGGUUCAGUUUAAAAAUGGAUAUCAGCAAUUCUGGCUGCAAAACAACAUACCCGUUACUUAUCCCGUAUUAUGGAAUAUAGCGAGGAAAUUUUUAUUUUCCUUACCAUCGUCAUACCUAGUGGAAAGGGAGUUCAGCGCUGUUACCAAUCUUCUAACGAAAACAAGAAACAGACUGGACAUCAUUAGCCGAGGAGAUUUAAGAUUAACCCUUACAAAAUUGACGCCAAAUGUUGAUAAUUUAUUAUUAAAGCAUCAGGUUCAUCCUUCUCACUAA